This is a messenger RNA of Parnassius apollo (apollo), 756 nucleotides long. The record is from the annotation of a GenBank genome assembly. NCBI's taxonomy places the organism in Eukaryota, Metazoa, Arthropoda, Insecta, Lepidoptera, Papilionidae.
AUGUUAACAGCCAGUCAACUAGAUGCUAUUAAAGAUCUCAUAAAUAUUUUAAAACCCCUGGAAGCUGUAACAAAAGAAGUAUCAGUGGAAAAAUUUGUAACGUCAAGCAAAAUUAUACCAAUAGUGUCCUGCCUUUUGGAAACUUAUAGUGUGAUGAAGACAGAAACGAAUAUUGGUGCUGCAACAAAAAAUUUGAUAUUGGAAGCGUUAAGGAAGAGAUUUGGUACAGUGGAACAAGUUCAUAUGUUAGCUAUCACCACACUACUGGAUCCUAGAUUCAAAAAAAUUCAUUUUUCGGAUAGAAUAGCAUGCUCCAGAGCUAUUGAUAAAAUUAAUAGUAUGAUUAUCAAUUCAAAAAAACAAUUACACAAUAAUUUAAGUCAUGAAGAGCCAGAGAACAAUUUGGAAAACCAGCUGAAGGAAGCAGAAGAAUCCAACAUUUCAGAAUUCCACAAUAAGUUGGUAAAAAUUCAGCGACAAUCACUUCGACAAGAAAAUCAAGGACAAGGCUUAGAUGAUGAAUUCAAACGUUAUUUAACACAGCCUGUCGUCGACUUCAAAACGAUGGCUCCUAUCACAUAUUGGUAUCACCAAAGAAAUUCUUUGUACAGCUCAAUAACUCCGAUUGCCAACAAAUACUUUUGCGUAGUUGGAACAUCUGUUCCUUGUGAAAGGCUUUUUUCUGUUGCAGAAAAUAUUGCAACUGACGAAAGGAGUUGUCUAGAUCCUGAGCGAUUGGAUAAAUUAAUUUUUUAA